AUGGCCCCGCCGAGGCCAGGACAGAGAAUGGCCCCUCGAGCAGGAGAUGUCAUCGAGUCGCAGUGCCACGAUGAGGGAACCGACCAAAGCGAGGCCGCCUUCCGUGUCUCUGCUGUGUACGCCCCCGACGCGGACGGGCAUUUCGCCAAUGGUGAGUUGUUAUUAUGCACCGGCCAGUACCUCCAGUGGUAUGAAGAGCAUGUUAGAAUGUUGGCAGUUAUGGUGCUCGCCGCGUACGUCGGCUAUUUCAUGUCUGCGCUGGCGAUGCCGCUCUCCGCCCAUCUGCUGCCGCUCGGGACGUCGAGGUGA
This is a messenger RNA of Prorocentrum cordatum, 309 nucleotides long. The record is from the annotation of a GenBank genome assembly. NCBI's taxonomy places the organism in Eukaryota, Dinophyceae, Prorocentrales, Prorocentraceae.